UCACACCGUUGCAGAAGCUGGUUCAAGCUAUCCAAGUUACUAGAGCAUGGAAACGGCUAUUAAAGGUAAGGCCAAGCGGAGACACUUGAGUGCAACAGAAUGUGUUCGUUUGGGACAAAACAGCAUGGGCAGCAACCCACUCGCACAGCCAUUUGUAUCAGCUCGCGUCAUGGACCCUAACCGUGGCCUUUACCCAAAGACGCCUACCAAAAGAAGACGACAAGAUGGUGCUAUGCAUCAGAGGGAUAUUACCGAGUUCUUCCCAAAGACUGGUGUGAGAGUCAGAGUCAGUCCUCAUAAAGCGCCUCCAGACUUACCUAAGAUAGAGCAUGGAUCUAACAGAGUCAUCACCCUCAAAAAAGAAGAGGAGGAGGAAGAGUUUGAAGGUAUCACUGCAGAAAUGUUUGUGGAUGAUGAAGACUUUGACAGUCCUCAGAAAGCGCCUCCAGACUUACCCAAGAGGGAGCGUGGAUCUAACAGAGUCAUCAACAUCAACAAAGAGGAGGAAGAAGAGGAGUUAGAGGGUAUCACUGCAGAAAUGUUUGGUGAUGAUGAGGACUUUGGCAGUGGUGGAGUCCUGAUAAAAACAGAAGAUCAGGAAAUAGCAGUAGGGCACACAGGUUUGGAAAACAGUCUGGGACACAGUGACCUCGCUCAUGUGAAAAAGGAGGAAGAAGAUGAGGAAGAGUACCCUGUGGAAUCCCUCCCUGAUGCUCACUAUGGACUUCUAGGUGUUCACAGUGGGCAGGCAGAACCUCAGGGCCACUUUCAGGACUUACCGGUGGAGGUUUUAAUCAUUGUCUUUGGACAGCUCCCAGCAGAGGACCUGUAUCGUCACAUCAGUUUGGUGUGUCGACGUUGGAGAGACAUUGUCACAGACCCCCUGUUUUUGCCGUGGAAGAAGCUGUACUACAGAUACCAGAAACAGGAGAGUGAGACAGUGAAGGAGUUAAAUGCCAUACUAACAGAGAACCAAAUAACCAAAAAGUGUGAUUUGUGUUUGCUCAACUUGGUCAGGUACAUGUCCCAGUUUAAGCACAGCAAGCGAGUGAAUCCACAGGACGUGCUACUCUGCGUGAGGGGACACAGGCUCUACGUUCAGGCAGAGGCCUGCAUGAAGCAAAGGAUGCCUGACCUGAAGGCCACUGAAGGGGGACCAAAUCCAUGGUCAGUCAUGGCUCUCAUGUUACUGCUGGCGGAUGGUGUCAAGGAUGUUCUGGACCUGGUGUCUCGACUUAGGAAAUCUGGAUGUCUGUUAAGUUUGGGUGGAAUAUCAGAAUACUUGUGGGCUGUGGCUACUUUGCUCCUGGCCAUGAAGGAAAAUGGCAUCAACAUCAGUAGCAGGCUGCACUACAACAUCUUCUAUGUGCUGCAGCUGAUGGAGAAUUCCCCCCUGUCACAGAUCAGAGACAAGAGCAGGGAGAAAAUGAUACAAGUCACUCAUGAGCAGCAACAGAUUCUCAAUCACAACAUGCAGAGCGAUCACAUUGUCAAAAUCAUGGCCUUUGCAGGUACUGGGAAGACAACCACGCUGGUGAAGUUUGCUGAGCAACGACCUCACCUCCGCUUCCUCUACGUUGCUUUCAACAAAUCCGUGGCAACACAGGCCCAGCGGAGUUUCCCUAGACAUGUGGAGUGCAGGACUGUCCACUCUAUGGCGUUUAAGGCUGUUGGAUGGAGGUAUUUGAAUAAGAAGAAGCUGUCCAGUGGCCUUAAGCCCUUUUCAGUGGCCUCUGUCCUCCCAAAGGGCCACGGGGGUUUUGUCAAUGCCAAGAUUAUAACCCAGACCAUCAAUACUUACUGUUGUUCUACGGAUCAGUGCAUUGGGCCUGAGCAUGUGCCACGAGAAUACAAAAACACCAGUGGCAAAGUAGAACGGCCAGAUGAGGCAAAGAAAAAGGAAUUUGCUCAGAUUGCACAGGAAAUAUGGAGCAACAUGAAGGAGUUGCUACCCACUAGGGAAACAGCCUAUCAUAUGACCCAUGAUGGGUACCUGAAGUUGUGGCACCUGCAGAGACCUUGUCUGGAUCAAUAUGACAUUAUCUGUAUUGAUGAGGCCCAGGAUUGCACUCCAGUUGUCAUGGACAUCUUACUCUCACAGCCUUGUGGGAAGAUUUUGGUUGGAGAUCCUCACCAACAGAUCUACACUUUCAGAGGGGCAGUCAACGCUCUACAAGCUGUUCCCCAUACACACAUUUACUACCUUACCCAGAGUUUCAGGUUUGGCUCUGAGAUUGCUUAUGUUGCUGCUACAGCCCUGGACGUUUGCAAAAGGGUGAAGAAAAUUUUAAUUGGUGGUGACAAAGAGAGCAGUGUGCGAGGGGAGGACACAGAGACGUUGCAGAAACUGAAGAGUGGUUCCAGCCAACUUGAGGGAGAAGUGGCCAUUUUGUGUCGCUGUAAUGCCUCUGUGUUUAGUGAAGCAGUGCGACUCACAGACGCCAACUCCAGCUGCAAGAUUCACAUUGUUGGGGGUGUUGACAAUUUUGGCCUGAGUAAAAUCCGGGAUAUCUGGAUCCUGAUGCAGCCAGAGGACAAAAGGAUUAAGGAGGGUCUGAGGAUCCAGGAUUACUUUAUCCGGAGCUUCUGUAAGGAGAAGCUGGGAGGUUAUAGGGGACUAAAAAACUAUGCUGCUCACACAGAAGACAGAGAGCUGGAGGGCAAACUUGUUGUGGUGGAGAGAUACAAUACUCGCAUACCAGAACUGGUCGAGCGGAUCUCCUCCUGUGCCCAGAGCAGCCCAGAAAACGCAGAUUACAUACUGGGCACAGUGCAUAAAUCCAAGGGGUUGGAGUUUGACACUGUGGUCGUGACAGAUGACUUUGCCAAAGUGCCUUGCGCCAGACAUAAUCUUCAGAGAGUUCCCGUUGUACGGAACGUCCCAGACGAUGAGUGGAAUUUGCUGUAUGUGGCCGUAACCCGAGCUAGGAGAACUCUGUACAUCACCAAGACUAUCAGCAACCUACUCACACUUGGAGGGGAAUAUUUCCUGAGAUCAGAGCUGACCAGUGUUGUACUGAAUGGAAACCCUGCUCUCCCCUGUUCUACCAGGGGUUGUCCCAAUCAGAUUAACAUGGACACAGCCCUCAGUAUGCGCAAACUACCUAUCAGAUAUUUGGACAGCGUGGAGGAUGGAGGCAUGCUGUGUUUGACUUGCGUGGAGCAGCGGCUGGGGCCCAUGGCUUUCCUGCUGUCACCCCCUGAGAAAGUCAGGUCUAUGCAUUAUACAGAGGAACGUGUGGAUCUGCCCAUCAAUGUCGCCAUGCUCCUGGCCCUUCUGUGAAAACUCAUCUCACUCACACACAACACAAAAAUGUUGUCUUUGCUUCCAUGUUUGGGUUCUGAAUGUGAAGGUAAAGAUGACACGUGAAGACUGUACUCUCUGGACAGAUGAAUAGAUCUAGGAGCAUAUGAUGAAGACACCUCUAACACAUCAUUCAGAUGAGUCGUGUGAAGACCUAAGGUCUUAUGGUGUUUGUGAUUUUGUUUACAAUCACUGACGUGCACGAUAGCAUUCCCGUGGUAGUGCUGGGUCUAUGGAUUAUACCACAGACAUAACAGUCAGUGUCACCUUGUGUCAUUUUGUAUGGCAUUACUGUUGAAGGCUUUGAAAAAAAAAAAAAA
Chanos chanos (milkfish) is the source of this 3624-nucleotide messenger RNA. It is a transcript of the gene fbh1, whose product is annotated as F-box DNA helicase 1. The transcript is spliced from 21 exons. Lineage: Eukaryota; Metazoa; Chordata; Actinopteri; Gonorynchiformes; Chanidae. The record is from RefSeq and is a predicted model, not a curated record. Bases 47 to 3283 code for a protein of 1078 amino acids. Gene Ontology annotation, biological process: replication fork processing; double-strand break repair via homologous recombination. Gene Ontology annotation, cellular component: nucleus. Gene Ontology annotation, molecular function: protein binding; hydrolase activity; ATP binding.